Molecule: messenger RNA, 708 nt
Organism: Octopus sinensis (East Asian common octopus)
Lineage: Eukaryota; Metazoa; Mollusca; Cephalopoda; Octopoda; Octopodidae
Product: latrophilin-like protein LAT-2
Exons: 5
Biological process (GO): cell surface receptor signaling pathway; G protein-coupled receptor signaling pathway
Cellular component (GO): membrane
Molecular function (GO): G protein-coupled receptor activity
Source: RefSeq, a predicted model, not a curated record
AUGAAACUAAAUACUUUAUCUAACGGCUUCCCUUUACAGGUACAACACAAAUCUAAUACCAAAGCAAAUACUAAAAUUAACAGCCAUAUUUUUGCUGUAAAUAUUCCUAACGUUCAUGAACCAGUCACCAAUCUUGAUGAACCAAUUAGAAUAUCACUCCAUGUAACAGAUCCGAAUGCCAUCAACCCCCAAUGUGUCUACUGGGAUGAAUCCUCCGAACAUUGGGCGACAAAAGGCUGUAAUAUGUCCCGCUAUGUACCUAGGAAGAAAGUAGUUUGUUCCUGUAACCAUCUUACAAGUUUUGCUAUACUAAUGAACGUCUACCAGAAUGAAGGAGCUUUAAAGAAUAUUCAACUCUUGUCUAUUCUUUCUAACAUUGGUUCCGGAAUAUCAUUUGUCUGUCUCAUUCUGACAGUAAUAAUUCAUGUUUAUUUCAAAAACCUAUGGAAAGUAAUAGCUUCAAAGAUUUUAGUAAAUUUGUGCAUUUCUUUAGCUGCCACUUAUCUUAUCUUUCUUGCUGGGUUCAAAGCAUAUAGCACAGAAAUAACAGCUGUUUGUAAGGCAGUGGCUGCUCUGUUACACUACUUCCUUCUGACAUUCUUUCAUCUGGAUGGCUGUUGUAGAAGCACUUCAUAUUUUCCUGGGCGUCGUUGUUGUAUUCAACACAUAUCAGUCAUCUUUAUUAAGAAGUGUUCAAUUUUGGCCUGG